AAAAGAAUCAUAUUAGCUGAGCUGGUCAGAUUAAAUCCAAGCUUCUUUCUCAUUAAACAUUUUUAUUGUAAUUUUAUGUCUUUCUUCUGGUAACUUUGUGUAUAUUUUGCUAAUAUAAUGACUUUAUUCUCAUAAUCUGCAGUUCGUUGUAUAAAAAAGCCUAAAUUGAAAUAUUUAGUUCAAGGUGAGAACACCUUGCGGGGCCCCGCCUCCGUCCCGCCCCGGGCCCCGGGACGCUCGCUCCGCCCAUGCGCGUUAGAGUUCAGCUGAUAAAAAAGAAAAGUGAGCGCGCGCUUCAAAGGCACGCGGCAAACUGCCGCUCGGCGCGAGACCCGGAGGAUGAUGGAGGAAAGAUGGCUUCCAGAUUUAAUGUGGAAACUUGACAGAGUGUCCGCGAGCGUCUGAGCGUGCGCGGACUUUUUUCCACGUGUGAGCGGAGCGGGGAGGAAGAGGAGGGACGCUUCACCCUCUCUCUCUCUCUCUCUCUCUCUCGCUCUCUCUCUCCAAUCACUUUGCAUAUUCCGCGUGCCUCUGCGCGGCCAUAUGGGAAAAUGCAACUGAAGGAAUUGACCGCGCGCAGGCAGGAGGAGCACGCGAGCGCAGCGGCGACGCGUUGAGAUCACAACAAACCAGAAAAGUUCCCAAUUACGGACACGAAGAAGAAACGAGCCGCGAAACGGGCUGGAGAGGACGAGCCGAACCGAGCCGAGCCGAGCCGGGGAGGGGGGACAGACGGACCGCAGGGACCCAACAGAACCGGAAGAAAUUCUACCAAUAUUGAUUAAAACAAUAAGAAGAGAGAAGGCGCUUCCGCGGGAGGACCGGAGCCAUGUACUGCGCCUACACCAUCCCGGGGAUGACGGGCAGCUCCCUCAUGUACUACUACAACGGCAAGGCGGUUUACGCUCCGUCUGCCAGCACAGCCGACUACAACCGGGACUCACCUGGUUACCCGUCCUCCAAGCCUCCCAGCACCGGCUUCCCCAGCUCCUUCUUCAUGCCAGACGGCCACCACAGCGGCGACCCCUGGAGCAGCAGCAGCAGCAUGAGCCAGCAGGGCUACCACAGCAGCAUGCUGGGGGGCGGGAACUCGGCGCACGGCCCCGCCCAGAGCUCCUCCUACUGCGGGAUCCACCCUCACGACCGACUGAGCUACCCGUCGCACUCCUCGUCCGCCGACAUCAGCUCCAGCCUCCCGCCCAUGUCCAGCUUCCACCGGGGCGGUGGCGGCGGGGGCGGAGCCAACCACUACAGCACCGCCUCCUGCACCGCCCCCACCAACGGCACAGACAGCGUCAUGGCUAACCGAGCACAGAGCGGCGCCGCCAGCAGCUCCCAAACCGGAGACGCCUUAGGAAAAGCUCUCGCCUCAAUCUACUCUCCAGAUCACACCAACAACAGCUUCUCGUCCAAUCCCUCCACCCCGGUCGGCUCGCCGCCGUCACUCACAGCUGCCAGUUCAGCCGUCUGGUCGAGGAACGGAGGUCAGGGAGCGUCGUCGCCGAACUACGAGGCUCCGCUGCAUUCGCUGCAAAGCCGCAUCGAGGACCGGCUGGAGCGCCUGGACGACGCCAUCCACGUGCUGCGGAGCCACGCCGUGGGGCCGUCCACCGGCAUGGCGAGCGCGCACGGCGACAUGCACGGCCUCAUCGGGGCCACGCACAACGGCGCCAUGGGCGCGCUGGGCGGCGGCUACGGCACGGGGCUGCUGUCGACCAAUCGGCACUCGCUAAUGGUGGGCUCUCACAGAGAAGAUGGCGGCAGCGUGGGCAGUUUACGCGGCGCCACUCCAGGGGGUCAGGUGUCGGUUCCUCAGCUGCCGGUCCAGUCGGCGACCUCACCGGACCUCAGCCAGCCCGACCCGUACCGCGCCCUGUCCGGCGGCCUCCAGGGUCAGAGCACGUCCUCAGUGAGCUCAGAGAUCAAGUCUGAGGACGAGGGAGACGAGAACCUGCUGCAGGACACCAAGCCGCUGGACAAGAAGGACGACCUGGACAAGGAGCUCAAGGCCAUAGAGAGCAACAACGACGAGGAUCUGAGUCCGGAGCAGAAGAUGGAGCGGGAGCGAGAGCGCAGGAUGGCCAACAACGCCCGGGAGCGGCUGCGCGUCCGCGACAUCAACGAGGCGUUCAAGGAGCUGGGCAGGAUGGUGCAGCUCCACCUGAAGAGCGACAAGCCGCAGACCAAGCUGCUGAUCCUGCACCAGGCCGUCGCCGUCAUCCUGAGUCUGGAGCAGCAAGUCAGAGAGAGGAACCUGAACCCCAAGGCGGCUUGUCUGAAGCGCCGCGAAGAGGAGAAGGUCACCGUCACGUCCGAUGGGACGCCCCUCUCGCUGGCCGCCGCCCACCACGCCGCCGCCGCCGCCAUGGGCGAUGGACCAAACCCCAUGGGACAAAUGUCCAAGGUGCCAGAGUUCAUCAGGAUGAUGAGUGACCACUUCCUCUGACGGCGUUCUCCUCCAACCAAUCAGGCGCCGCCUCUCGCUCCAGCCCGACCAAGUAGUUCCUCCGGGUCAGAUCCGCCUUCGUCUCCUCUGUGAUCUGUCGUCUCCUCUUCGCUGCCAUUUCUUCUUCUUCUUCUUCUUCAGUCGAGAAAAUCGGACUUCAGAAUCGCAUUCGUUGCUUUCCGGACGUUUCGAAACGACAACGGACAAAUUUCUUUGGAUCCGCCCAGGAACUCUUGUGCUACGUGUUUUAUCAGCAUUCCCAGGACAAAAAGGCUCUAUAUAAAUAUAUAUAGUAAAUAUAUAUAUAUAUAUGUGUGUAAGAAAACAGAAAAAGUUUAAAAACUUGAGUCGGGCAGCGAGGAAGGUUGGGGUUCAGGAGGGAGCAAACAUAUCACAAAGUGUUUAAAGAGAUUCUUGUUUUUUAACGCAACAUUUGCGCAGCGGUUGAACGCAGCCUCGACACGGCACUCUAGCGCCGCACUGUGGAUGAAGCUGUGCCUCACCUCCUCUCGGAUAGACGCACACAGAGAGGAUUCUGACAAAAAACUCCCUCAAACUUCCCCAGGAAAGCUUAGGAAGAAGACAAACCG
Molecule: messenger RNA, 3036 nt
Organism: Poeciliopsis prolifica (blackstripe livebearer)
Lineage: Eukaryota; Metazoa; Chordata; Actinopteri; Cyprinodontiformes; Poeciliidae
Product: transcription factor 4-like
Biological process (GO): regulation of transcription by RNA polymerase II
Cellular component (GO): transcription regulator complex
Molecular function (GO): protein dimerization activity; RNA polymerase II cis-regulatory region sequence-specific DNA binding; DNA-binding transcription factor activity, RNA polymerase II-specific
Source: RefSeq, a predicted model, not a curated record